UGUAAAUUGAGGAGCGAAAACUCGAAUCGGACUCUGGAAAACCAAUUUUCAUCGGUUUCGUGUAAUUCAACUCCACGAGUUUUUCUUCUGAUAUUUUGACGAAAUUGGACCACCCUAAGAGCUAUUCAAACUGCACGGAGAGAAAAAAUAUGGGUUUUCGUCGCGGGCUGUGCAGCAACUUGUUUGACCACACUAAACGAUAGAGAACAUACACUGGCACGUCAUCAUCCGGGGAGGAUUAUAAAAUGGCACCGACAGAGAAACGAUUUCGAAGUGAUCGAAGCGUUCAAUCAAAACUAUACUUCCAUAUGCAGUGUCGAUUUCAUCGAUGAUCUUACCGGUCAAACGAUCGUGUUAAUGGGCGAAGGCCUGCUUCCCUACUUGGAGGUGAAACCGGACAAAACUUUGACUGGUUACCUGGGCGACAUUUGGACAAUUUUGGAAACCGCACUGAAAUUCAAGACUGAUUUUCGACCGACUCGAGAUGCGAGUGAGGACGUUUUGAAGAGAGGCGAAACCGACGAAUGGUUGGCCCCGAUAGGGGUGUACUGGCGAAAUAGUGGUCAGAUGGUUUACAGCCAUGUAGUUGCUUCGAACUACUAUGGUUUGUACGCCGUGUCCGAAGGCGAGAGUGUUUCGAAAUGGUGGUACAUGAGCAUAUUUUCUCGGGAGUUGUGGGCCAUGUCAUUCGGUUUUGUGGUCGGGAUAACCGGCCUCAUUCUCUUUAUGUACAGACUCAAAAGAGUUGUGAAUCGACAUUACGAGGAAUGUAACAAUCAGCUGGCCAUACCGUCGUUCAAUCUUCUCAGCGUUCUUGGCGUCAUGACUGGCCAAGGGUUUCAAGAAAUCCCGACCGCUUGGUCCCUCAGAUUCACCAUACUGUCAGCAGUCGUAAUGGGAAUGUUGAUAUCAUGCGGUUUCAGUAGCACUCUCACUUCGUACUUGGCAAUACGCGGUAACGAUUUGCAUUUCAACAGUUUGCAAGACAUUUUGAAAGCAAAAACUCAUAAUUUAUGCGCACGAAACAAGAGCACGGCGCAUGACGAGUUAAAAGAUAUGUCGAAAAAUGGCACGGAAGAUUGGAGCCACUUAAUCAACAGAAACUGUCGGAACAUGGAAGACCACUUUCAGUAUCAGUCUGGCUUGUGCAGAUCUGGUGAUGUCUACGUCGAAGUUCCCGAUGUAUUUCUCUCGGUAUAUUAUCCGAUUCAUCAUAAGUGUCACAUUGUACAAAUUCCCGGAGAACAUUGGCCUUCGAAAAUAGCUUUUCUCCACGCAAGAGCAGCGCGCCACCGUCGCCUCAUCGACAAAUACCUCCUGAGACUCCACUCCGCCGGAAUAUUGGUCUAUCUCGAGCGCAAAUGGAUAUCAAAGGAAUGGCCAACCUCGCAAGAGCGUCACUUGACCUUCAAAACGGUCCAGUACGAACACAUCGAAAUAAUAUGGUUGGCCUUCGUUGGCAUGAUAUUCGUCAGUAGUUUUAUUUGCGUUCUCGAAAAUAUUUGGUUCCACUUUGAAUCGAGCAGAACGAAAAACACUUUGGUCCAUCCGCGAGUCGACCGUUGGAAUAAUCCUUUAUGGAAGACUGAUUUUCCGGCAGCUCAACUGGACCCAACCUCAAGACAACUGUGGAUGAUGAAUUUUGGGAAUUGACGGAUAUCCGGAAA
Messenger RNA from Venturia canescens, 1667 nucleotides. RefSeq lists its product as uncharacterized. The coding region runs from base 358 to 1653 and encodes 431 amino acids. The record is from RefSeq and is a predicted model, not a curated record. Gene Ontology annotation, cellular component: membrane. NCBI's taxonomy places the organism in Eukaryota, Metazoa, Arthropoda, Insecta, Hymenoptera, Ichneumonidae. Gene Ontology annotation, molecular function: ligand-gated monoatomic ion channel activity. The transcript is spliced from 8 exons.